Molecule: messenger RNA, 1690 nt
Organism: Podarcis raffonei (Aeolian wall lizard)
Lineage: Eukaryota; Metazoa; Chordata; Lepidosauria; Squamata; Lacertidae
Gene: ARGLU1
Product: arginine and glutamate rich 1
Exons: 4
Coding region: 219-1052 (277 amino acids)
Cellular component (GO): nucleoplasm; mitochondrion
Molecular function (GO): cadherin binding
Source: RefSeq, a predicted model, not a curated record
CCUCCCUCCCCCCUCCGUGUGACUCGGAGCUGAGGUGGCCGCCAUCUUGUCCACCAGCCAAACCAUCCGCCGCCGCUGCUGCCGGGCUUUUGAGGCCUUGCGGGGAGAAAGCUCCGAAGCGGCCUCCUCCUCCCGCCUCCCCGCGUAGGGGCAGAGUGGAUGCCGGGUCCUUCCCCGGGUCCGUGCUGCUGAAGACCUCGGAGCCGGGCUCCUCGGGGAUGGGCCGCUCCCGCUCGCGGAGCUCGUCGCACUCGAAGCGCGUCAAGAGCUCCAAGCACAACAAGAAGAACCGGAGCCGCUCCCGGUCCCGCUCCCGGGAGAAAGAGAGGGCGAGGAAGCGCUCCAAGUCCCGGGAGAGCAAGCGGAGCCGGCGGAGGGAGUCCCGCUCCAGGUCCCGCUCCAACACCGCGCCGUCCAGGAGGGACCGCGAGAGGGAGAGGGAGCGGGAGAGGGCCUCCUCCCCGCCCGACCGCAUCGACAUCUUCGGCCGGACCGUCAGCAAGCGCAGCAGCCUGGACGAGAAGCAGAAGCGCGAGGAGGAGGAGAAGAAGGCCGAGUUCGAGAGGCAGAGGAAAAUCCGGCAGCAAGAAAUAGAAGAGAAGCUUAUUGAGGAAGAGACGGCUCGAAGAGUGGAGGAACUUGUAGCAAAGCGGGUAGAAGAAGAACUGGAGAAACGGAAAGAUGAGAUUGAGCGGGAAGUUCUGCGCAGGGUGGAGGAGGCUAAGCGCAUCAUGGAAAAACAGUUGCUCGAAGAACUCGAGCGACAGCGACAAGCUGAACUUGCAGCACAAAAGGCUAGAGAGGAGGAAGAGCGUGCAAAGCGUGAGGAGCUAGAACGAAUACUAGAAGAGAAUAAUCGAAAAAUUGCAGAAGCACAAGCUAAAUUGGCUGAAGAACAAUUGAAAAUUGUUGAAGAACAAAGAAAAAUUCAUGAGGAGAGGAUGAAACUAGAACAAGAGAGGCAACGUCAGCAAAAGGAAGAGCAAAAAAUGAUCCUAGGCAAGGGAAAGUCUAGGCCGAAACUGUCAUUCUCACUAAAGAGUCAGGAUUAAAUUUCAGCUCUGAACUCUAAUGGAAAAUGAAACAAAACUUUGUAUAGUAGCUUCAUGUUGAAGUGUUUUUUUAUUUUAUUUUCUUUCGUGAUUUUUUCUUUUCUUUUUGGACAUCUGAAAAGUUAGCUUGUUCUAAUAGGGGCUGUGCUCUACAUCUCUCUUAUUUUAAUGUCUGUUGAGUUAAAUCCUUAUCAGAUCAUUGUCUUCUUAAAGAAUAAAUCUGUUUUGAUUCUAUGAUAAAAUGACUUGAUGCAGGUCAGGUCAUUUUAUGAAUUAUGGUAUGGUCUGAUAAGGUUUUUACUGACCCACUGAUCUCAGAGUUAUACUCUGAUGUUAAUUUUUAAUGCUGGUUUGCUGACUUCUUAAAAAAAAGUUUGGCAAAAGUAUUGGUAAAUUCCCACAGUGUACUGGAUCCUCAGUGGUUUGUUAUAUCGGUGUCUUAUGAUACUAUCCCACUAUUGUGCUUGAUGUUCCUGAUACAGGUAAGGAAAAAGUUGGUCAGUGUUGGCUGGAGAUGUGUAAAGGGAGUUCAGUAUUGUCUCUGCUAGAAUUGUUUUUAUUCCAGUGGUAAAAUUCAACCAGCAUUCCCAAUUGUGUAAAUAAACCAAUUUGCCGAAUAAAGUGAAGUCUUAAAUUCA